CUGAAUUAUUGAGGAGACUGAUAAAAGAAAAUAUCAAAGACAAAAAGUCGAGCAAAAUAUCAAAAGGAGAGACUCACAAGCUCACUGACAGUCACACAAGAACACAGGGAUAUUAUUAGAGCGGGAACCACAACUACCAAGCACCAACCGUCUGAUUUCUCUCCUCUUUUGGCAAAUUCCCAAUGGCUUUCAGUUCCUCAACUCGGUCUUUGUUCAACCUCAAACUCACCAAGACACACUCUUCAUCACUUCAUCAUCAACCCAAGAAGAAACCUGUAAUCCUUUUCUCUCAUGCCCAUUUUACCCCACCCCUUCGUUCAACUAAUAACGAUUGUUUCAGGGCCAAUUAUGGCACUUUCACAAACCUCUCUGCUCCCAGGCUCAGAUUCAGUGUGAAGGUUGGAUCUCCAGACCAUUCUUCCGGGGAUGAAGCGCAGUCGCUUAUUUCUGAAGCAACCCAACAGGAGGAAUUUUCCUGGGUUUCUGUGAUUAUUCCCUUCCUGUUUCCAGCUUUGGGAGGUUUGCUAUUUGGGUAUGACAUUGGUGCUACUUCUGGAGCUACCAUCUCGUUACAGUCACCUGAGCUUAGUGGCACAGCUUGGUUUAAUCUUUCAGCUGUACAGCUUGGUCUUGUGGUUAGCGGUUCCCUAUAUGGAGCUCUUUUUGGUUCCCUCCUUGUCUACCCGAUUGCUGAUUUCCUUGGCAGGAGGAGGGAACUUAUCAUAUCAGCAGUACUUUAUCUCCUUGGGGGUCUGAUCACUGCAUAUGCUCCGAGCCUUAGUGUUCUCUUAGUUGGGCGUCUUUUAUAUGGCCUUGGUAUUGGCAUGGCCAUGCAUGGGGCUCCUCUCUAUAUUGCUGAAACGUGCCCAUCUCAAAUUCGUGGAACUCUAGUGUCUUUGAAGGAGCUCCUCAUAGUUCUGGGGAUUCUGUUGGGUUAUUUUGUGGGAAGCUUUGAGAUUAAUGCAAUUGGGGGGUGGCGUUACAUGUAUGGAAUAAGCGCUCCUAUUGCUUUACUGAUGGGAAUUGGCAUGUGGCUUCUCCCGCCAUCUCCUCGCUGGUUGCUUCUCAGGGCAGCUCAAGGUAAAGGGUCUGUAAAAGAAUACAAAGAAAAAGCCGUUCUUGCCUUGAGCAAGUUGAGAGGCCGUCCUCCUGGUGACAAAGUGUCUGAAAGGCAAAUAGAAGAGACAUAUGUUUCUUUGAAGUCGGCCUAUGCAGAUCAGGAAUCUGAGGGGAGUUUGUUGGAGGUCUUUCAAGGCCCUAAUUUGAAAGCCUUCAUAAUUGCUGUGGGUUUGGUCCUUUUCCAACAGAUAACUGGGCAACCAAGUGUCCUAUAUUAUGCAGGUCCCAUUCUUCAGACUGCAGGAUUCUCUGCUGCCUCUGAUGCUACCAGAGUAUCAGUUGUAAUUGGAUUGUUCAAGUUUGUGAUGACAGGGAUAGCUGUCCUGAAAGUUGAUGAACUUGGAAGAAGACCUUUGCUGAUUGUAGGAGUCAGUGGACUUGCUCUUUCCUUAUUUCUCCUUUCUGCUUACUUCAAAUUUCUUGGAGGGUUCCCACUUGUUGCUGUAGCUUCUCUUCUUCUCUAUGUUGGUUGCUACCAGGUAUCAUUUGGUCCUAUAAGUUGGCUGAUGGUGUCAGAAAUUUUCCCGCUUCGCACAAGAGGAAAAGGGAUUAGUCUUGCAGUUCUUGCCAACUUUGCUUCAAAUGCUAUUGUGACAUUUGCAUUCUCACCACUGAAGGAGGCGCUAGGAGCAGAAAACCUGUUCAUCCUCUUUGGUGUUAUUGCCUUGCUAUCUCUUCUGUUCGUUGUACUACUUGUCCCAGAAACCAAAGGUUUGAGCUUGGAAGAAAUAGAAUCCAAACUCUCGAAAUAGGGGAUAACCCCAUGGCCGGAACUAUCAUUGUAAGUUUCCAACGUGACAUGUAACCUUGUUUCUCAGUGCCUCCUGGACAGGUCUUAUAUUCACAAAAUCAUGUAAAUCUGUUAUACAACUAUGUACAUUACUCAAUGCGAGAAUUUUCACUUUAGUAUAAGGAGUUCUGCAACUGUUAAGCGA
Messenger RNA from Prunus persica (peach), 2054 nucleotides. RefSeq names its product D-xylose-proton symporter-like 3, chloroplastic. The record is from RefSeq and is a predicted model, not a curated record. Gene Ontology annotation, cellular component: membrane. Gene Ontology annotation, molecular function: transmembrane transporter activity. The transcript has 14 exons. The coding region runs from base 183 to 1871 and encodes 562 amino acids. Gene Ontology annotation, biological process: transmembrane transport. NCBI's taxonomy places the organism in Eukaryota, Viridiplantae, Streptophyta, Magnoliopsida, Rosales, Rosaceae.